UGUCUAUUUGUCUAUCUCUUCCUUCCACCACCAAAAUUUCCCUUUCACACUUCACAAAAAAGAAAUACUAAAUGAUUUGUCAGUAGUAGCAAACAUGUCCAGCAAGGGAAAGGAGGUAGCAGAAGGAUCAUCAACAACAACAAGACCCUCUCAUGGUGGUGAUGAUGAUCAUCAUCACAAUCAACAACAACAGUUACCACUGAGUCGAUAUGAGUCUCAGAAGAGAAGAGAUUGGAACACUUUUGGACAGUACCUGAGGAACCAAAGGCCUCCAGUGGCACUCUCACAGUGCAGCUCCAACCAUGUUCUUGAGUUCCUUCGCUACUUGGACCAGUUUGGGAAGACCAAAGUGCACUCACAAGGGUGUUUGUUCUUUGGGCAAACUGAGCCACCAGGACCCUGCACUUGCCCUCUCAGACAAGCUUGGGGGAGCCUUGAUGCUCUCAUUGGAAGGUUGAGAGCUGCAUAUGAAGAAAAUGGAGGCCUUCCUGAGACCAAUCCCUUUGCAAGUGGCGCCAUAAGAGUCUAUCUUAGAGAGGUGAGAGAUUCUCAAUCUAAGGCUAGAGGAAUCCCUUAUAAGAAGAAAAAGAAGAAGAGGAAUGUUAUCAAGCCCAACGGAGACACCUCCUACUCAAACUUGCCUAUGCAGUAAUAAUGAAGUAUUCAUGUGUAGAGGGAUAUUGGGUAAAUGCACUCUCAUCCAUUGUCUACCUGUCAUUCUCACAAGUCGCAUGCAAGAAGACAAUGUUAUCAUGGUUUCUACAUUUCGUAUUUAUGUCUUUUGUGCCUAUAUAAUAUAAUAUAAUAUAUAUUUUGCCUAUAUAUAGUUUGCUUUUCCGCACAAUAUCUUGCUUCUUAUUUAGUGUUAUUGGUACUCCCUUGCUGUGGCUUCCACAAACGAUGUAACCACUGCAAUGAUAUAAAAUUUGAGAAUUUAAAAUUAGAGUUAUGAAUAGAUUAUGUUGUUAACUAUAUUAUAAAAAAUAUCGGGGGGGAAAAGGUUCAAGAUCCAUGGUUGUGGGAAAAUUAGAUGCUGUUUCUAGAGUCUUGUCUGCUCAUGGUUUCUUGGGGUUUAUAAAUUUCAUUGGUGUACAAUAGCUUGCUAGAACCAAAAAUGAUCUCUUGCUUUCAUAAAGUUUUGUCUUAUUCUAACGAAUUAUGUUUUUUUUUUUCACAUUUCCCAUCAUAUGAAUGUCCUUUUCUUUCGUGCUGUUAUU
Messenger RNA from Glycine soja, 1217 nucleotides. Its product is annotated as protein LIGHT-DEPENDENT SHORT HYPOCOTYLS 10-like. Bases 95 to 652 code for a protein of 185 amino acids. NCBI's taxonomy places the organism in Eukaryota, Viridiplantae, Streptophyta, Magnoliopsida, Fabales, Fabaceae. The record is from RefSeq and is a predicted model, not a curated record. Gene Ontology annotation, biological process: mRNA transcription; response to light stimulus. Gene Ontology annotation, cellular component: nucleus. The transcript is spliced from 2 exons.